AUGUCGUCAUCCUUGGCAUCCCGACAAGGGAUUCUUCGUCGAUCUAUCAACCGACUGUCGUCUCUGUUGCACGACCACAGGGAUCUUCUCGCACAAAGACUGGGCUCAGGACAAGAACCAGGGGCAGAAGAUCGGAAAAAACUUCUGAGAACAGUCAAGCGAGCCGAGACAGCAAUCCACCUAGAGAGAGAAAGACUCGAAAGCGCAUUAGAUAAAUAUACCAGUACAGCCGACAAUUUGGACGCAAACGUGCAAAUACCGUCGGAUACUCUAGGGAAAGUUGAAACAAACGUCGAAGCAGCACAUGAGCUCCUGGACGAAGCUCUGGCGGCACUUACGACGUUUACAGUCCUUCAGCAGGAACUGGGAUCUUUGGAAGUGACCCACCCCUCGGAAACGCCUGAUACCUCAUGCAUCUCAAUCAUGAAACUAGCACUGAUACCAGUUCCCAAAUUUAGGGGCGAAAUUUGGGAGUGGGAAACGUUCUGGAAGAGCUUCGAGCACAGUGGUGACUCAAAGAACAUUGAUGAUAUCUACAAACUGAACUACCUUUUGGACUCACUACAAGGAAGGGUUAGAGAAUCUGUGAAGCACUUCGAAGUAUCAGGAGCGGCAUAUCCUUUGGUGGUCGCAUACCUCAAAAACAAAUAUGACGACAAGGAAGCCCUGAUAGAAAGGCUCCUCACAAUCCUCAAUUCGCGCGCGCCCAUACAAACGGCUAGAGGACCAAGAAGCGUUCUGCGAAGAACUGCAGUCUAUCGUAUCACAGCUUAA
Haemonchus placei is the source of this 774-nucleotide messenger RNA. The record is from the annotation of a GenBank genome assembly. NCBI's taxonomy places the organism in Eukaryota, Metazoa, Nematoda, Chromadorea, Rhabditida, Trichostrongylidae.